CAAGUGAACGCGAAGAGACAAAGUUUCGUCUCAAUUUUUAACCUUCUUGUGAUAAAGAGCUGGCCAAUGGCCUCGGUUCAGCAACCCCCUCCACCCCCUCCACCUUCUCCACCUGUCACUUUGUGUUCUGGAAAGCAGGGUCCUCUUCUUCCACCGUGCCCUCAGCAUGCUGCAAUACCAAUACCUCCUGAAUAUCCUCCAGUUCAGGAGACAAGUGGAUCAUCGCAGGCAAAUUUCUCAGAGAAUGGAUCAUCUCCACCCAUGCAAAAUGGAUUACAGUUUCCAUCAUCGCAAGACAGUACAGGGCCUGAGCUGUCAGAUGGUGAUGAAGAAAAGAAACACCUCCCAGUGCAGGAAACAGACCCUGCACCGCAGACGUUAGCCCAACAGGCUUCUGGAUCCAGGGUGCCCGAUGAAGCUGAUGCUCAGGCAGGAAGGCUUGACAGUGUUUGGUGAGUUCCAUAAUGCAGCGGUCCCCAACCCCUGGGCCAUGGACCGGUACCGGUCCGUGAGUCGUUUGGUACUGGGCCAGGAGAGUUGAAGCUGGGGUGUGAAAUGUAUGGUUUUCAGGGUUUUCAUCGUUAACUCGGUUUCCCUGGGUCUUUUCCCGUGUUGUAGUUGUGUGUCUUAUUUUCAAAGAAAUAUUUACGCAUUACCAUAGCGACCAGAGAGCAUUAAGGGGCAGAGAGGAGGACGUUACUCUCAAUGUUGUUGGCGCAUUUCAGGAGGACGCUGCUAAUAAAGUUACAAAAUUACACAGCGAAUUUGUGUUUAUUAUCAUAUUUACAGAAUACCACAGUUUUU
Molecule: messenger RNA, 804 nt
Organism: Pelmatolapia mariae (spotted tilapia)
Lineage: Eukaryota; Metazoa; Chordata; Actinopteri; Cichliformes; Cichlidae
Product: actin nucleation-promoting factor WAS-like
Exons: 5
Coding region: 67-456 (129 amino acids)
Source: RefSeq, a predicted model, not a curated record